Messenger RNA from Funneliformis caledonium, 573 nucleotides. Lineage: Eukaryota; Fungi; Glomeromycota; Glomeromycetes; Glomerales; Glomeraceae. The record is from the annotation of a GenBank genome assembly.
CAAUUAAAAAGCCAAUUAAAACCACAAAGACUGAUGCUACACCUAUUAUUGAGACGAAUGUUGAACUACAACAAAAUCAGCAAAAUGAUUGGUUUUCUAAGAGUAUGGCUCGCAAACAUCUCAAAUAUUGUACUGCUGCUCUCAAGGAACUGAAAAAGCAUCCUUCAGCUGGACUUUUCCUUGAACCUGUUGACGCAAUCAAAUAUGGCAUACCUGAUUAUUUCGACAUUAUUAAACAACCAAUGGACCUUGGAACUGUAGAAGCCAAACUUAAUGCGCUUCAAUAUACUACCGUAACAGAUUUUGAGUCAGAUGUACGACUCAUAUUUUCAAACUGUAUUCUCUAUAAUGGUGUAGAUCAUCCCGUCUCUCAACAAGCUAAAGAAUUAGAAAGUUUAUUCAACGUACAACUUAGUAGCUUUCCUGGAGGUAAAAAGGAGGUCAAACCUCCUGUGACAGAACCUUCUACUAAAGCGACAAAGUCUGUAAAAUCUACUGCAACUGCUGCGGCUGCGGCGGCGACAGUAACAUCAUCGCCAUCAUCGACUGUAAACCUGACUAUUGAUGAAUCUC